CUAUCUGACCCGACGCUUUCAUAGUCAUUACCAAAAGCACUAGACAGAACCAACUCAACAAAAAUGGAAGUCUGGACCGAGCACAAAGAGCACACCGUGGAAGGCCACACCUUCACGGGCACGCUCAAAUUCAGGGGUGAAACAAUCUGGGGCCCCCGAAGCUGCCACGACAACACCCAUCGUCUGGCAAAAGCUCUGCAAGAUGCCGACUGGCGCUUUUCCUUGCUCCUAGAGCCUAAGGAGCACUCAGUCGAAGGACACGUGCGCUAUAUCAGCGUGAGGGACUGGAACGGCGGAAUCCUCCUGGAUAAACUCAGUACCCAUGACAACAUGGAUUCGCUGGCUAGAGCUGUCUCGCAGGCAAUCGCAGGAGCUGGAGGACCUCCUUGA
This is a messenger RNA of Aspergillus eucalypticola CBS 122712, 390 nucleotides long. RefSeq lists its product as uncharacterized. NCBI's taxonomy places the organism in Eukaryota, Fungi, Ascomycota, Eurotiomycetes, Eurotiales, Aspergillaceae. The transcript has 2 exons. The record is from RefSeq and is a predicted model, not a curated record. The coding region runs from base 64 to 390 and encodes 108 amino acids.